Molecule: messenger RNA, 831 nt
Organism: Helianthus annuus (common sunflower)
Lineage: Eukaryota; Viridiplantae; Streptophyta; Magnoliopsida; Asterales; Asteraceae
Product: disease resistance protein RUN1-like
Exons: 3
Coding region: 1-831 (276 amino acids)
Biological process (GO): defense response; signal transduction
Source: RefSeq, a predicted model, not a curated record
AUGAGAUCCAUCGAAGAAUCCAGAUUUUACAUAAUUGUGUUCUCCAAGAACUAUGCGUCUUCAUCAUGGUGCUUAGAAGAGCUCGUAAAGAUUAUGGAGUGCCAGAAGACAGCUGAGCAGACUGCUUACCCCGUCUUCUAUGAUGUGGAACCCACUGAAGUCCGCAACCAAACAGGGGCAGUUGGAGAAGCAUUUGCAAAACAUGUAGAAAAAGAGGGUAUUGGGAGAUGGAGAGAUGCUCUGAAAGAAGCAACCGGUCUGGUUGGGUGGGAGUUGAAAAACACUGUUGAUGGGCAUGAAGCUAAAUUUAUCCAUCAAAUUGUUCAAUACAUUUCACCCAAGCUACAUUUCGUUAACUUGAGAGUCGAUCAGAAGGUAGUAGGCUCAUCUUUAGAAAGCAUUUGUGGUUUACGAUAUUUAAGAGAGCUUAGAGUUGAAGGCAGUAUUCGGGAGGUACCCAAGGAUAUGUGGCGGUUAGAAUGUGUAGAGAAGCUAUCUUUCCGUAUGAAAGAGAUUAAACAUCUUCCGGAUAGCAUUUGUAUGUUCAAACAUCUAAAAUAUCUUGAAGUCAGUUCUUGUUUACAUCUUGAGCAGUUACCCGAGAAUAUAUGUAGUUUAAAGUGUUUAGAGGAGUUACAUCUAAAGGGUUGCACAUCCUUACUAGAUAUUCCGAAUGGCAUCUGUUAUGCUAUGGGGAAGAAUAAAUUUAUAACUUCUUUUUUCAAAAGAAAGAAUGAAGAACAAGUAGAGGGAAUUGGUGAUGGAAACAAUGAGAUUAAACGUCAAAAAGCUUCAACAAGCGAACCGAUUAAUGAAGCGAAUAAUGAGUGA